Molecule: messenger RNA, 741 nt
Organism: Phyllostomus hastatus (greater spear-nosed bat)
Lineage: Eukaryota; Metazoa; Chordata; Mammalia; Chiroptera; Phyllostomidae
Product: 40S ribosomal protein S6-like
Biological process (GO): translation
Cellular component (GO): ribosome
Molecular function (GO): structural constituent of ribosome
Source: RefSeq, a predicted model, not a curated record
AUGAAGCUGAACAACUGUUUCCCAGCCACUGGCUGCCAGAAGCUCACUGUGGUGGACAAUGAGUACAAACUUCGUCCUUUUCAUGAGAAGUGCAUGGACACAGAAGUUACUGCUGACGCUCCAGGUGAAAAAUGGAAGGAGUAUGUCAUUCAAAUCAGUGGCAGGAACAACAAACAAGGUUCCCCCAUGGGGCAGCGUGUCCCAUGGGUACCCCAUGUCCACCAGCUGCUCAGUAAGGGGCAUUUCUGCUGUAGACCAAGGAGGACGAGAAAGCACAGAUCUGUUCAGCGCUGCAUCGUGGACGCCAAGCUCAGUGUUCUCAACUGGGUCAUUGCAAAAAAAGGGGAGAAAGAUACUCCUGGUCUCACAGAUGCUAAUGUGCCUCGUCACCCGGGGCUCAGAAGAGCGAGCAGAACCCACAAGUUUCUCACUCUCCAUAAAGAUGAUGUCCACCAAUACGUUGCAAGAACGCCCCUGUACCAAGAUGGUAAGAAACCUAGGACCAAAGCACCCAAGAUUCAGCGUCUUGUUACACCAUGUGUCCUGCAAUGCGGACGCCGGCCUGCAGCUCUGAAGAAACAACAUACGAAGAAAAACAAGGAAGAGGCUGCAGAAUGUGCUAAAUUCCUGGCUAAGAGAAUGAAGGAGGCCAAAGGAAAACGCCAGGAACAGAUUGCCAACAGAGGCAGGCUGUUCCCUCUGGCAGCUUCCACCUCUAAGUCUGAGCCCGGUCAAAAGUGA